AAGAAGUACUUUACAAUCUAAUCUAUUCUAUUCCGCUGAAAAUCGAGAAAGUUGGUGACGAUAAAUUGAUUGUACAUGUUAAAUGGAAAGGAGUAAAUAUAAAUGAUGAUGAGCCGGUUACAAAAAAGUUUAGGUGCUUUUCUAAAGCCGUGACCGUUAAAGAACCUCAUCAGAAGAACGGUACAUUCGGUGAACAUAAUACUAAAUUCGAACUAAUCGUUAAGAAAAAAAAUGUCGAUGUGAAAUGUCAGUAUGGAGUAUUAGAUG
Molecule: messenger RNA, 267 nt
Organism: Dentiscutata heterogama
Lineage: Eukaryota; Fungi; Glomeromycota; Glomeromycetes; Diversisporales; Gigasporaceae
Source: the annotation of a GenBank genome assembly